Molecule: messenger RNA, 3294 nt
Organism: Amoebophrya sp. A25
Lineage: Eukaryota; Dinophyceae; Syndiniales; Amoebophryaceae
Source: the annotation of a GenBank genome assembly
CUGUACAUCAAGGGCCACCAGGAGUAGAAUCCUCUUCCUCCUCUUUACUACAGAAUUUUGAAGAGUGGAUAAUUGCGAAAGCCGACUUCGUAUCGUCAGGUGGCUUGGCAGAAAUGAUGGGGAUGGAUGACUACAACGAUUUACUGAUGAACGGAGAAGAUGGGCAGCAGCAACAGAGUAUGUUGAUCAGAAGGAGUAGAAGUGGAGCAUGGGCCUCAGCGUCCUCAGGUCAACAUCAGCAAGGAUUUGCUGGAUCCUCAGGUCAACAUCAGCAAGGAUUUGCUGGAGGAGGUAGAGCACCAGCGAGUAGAGCGUCUGCAACAUCACUGACCAAGAUCGAUCGUCUGCAAUACAUCGUGAGUCAGCACGUUUUUCUCCUAUGGUAUGCGUGGUUCGUUUGCUGCUACAUGGUCAUUCGAAGCAUCUACAAGGGCGAUCCUUUUCUGCUGAAGAACUAUCUAUGUUGCUGCUGUGGCCCACUGCUGUGUGGAGGCUGCUGUUGCCGUAGUGAGAAACGUGGACGACGUGGGAAGAAGAUAUCUUCACCCCCCACGCGACGUGGAGGAGGAGGAGGUCCUCGGAACAGCACUGGAGAUCAUGAUAGGAGGAUGUUUGGCAACCUGUUUUCAGGAGGAACGGGAGGUCAUGAAGGAGGUAGAGAUUUUUUAGGUGGUGGGCAAGAGCAGGCUACAUCAAAUCCGCAACGAUGUAGUCAUUACACCGCAGGUUCUGAUGACGAAACGGGUGAUGUUGCGCUAAGUUUAGCGGUGGUGCCAAGCCUGUUCAGUCCGGAGCAUGUGCUGGAACAUCUGGCGCGUGGUCGUCGCGGCCACGAUCACAUCUACGACGACUUCCAUGAAGAAGAGAUGUUCAGGGAAUCAAGGAAUGCUGCGAGAGUGGCUAGUCGGGGAAGGAAAAGUAGUCCGGUUGGAUAUCAAAGGAAUGGGCGAAGACCACCAGUCGUGUCAGGAGCAGGUGACUCGUCAACGAGAUCAAGGAAAAAUCUUGACAAGAACAAAGACGUAGACGAUCACAACAAGCUCAAUUAAGGCUGUAGCUAAUGCAUCAUCUUAAUCCAAAGUUUGACUUCAUCCUUGAAACGUCGUAUGACGGAGUAUUACAAGGGAAUACGAAUACGAUUACGAGUACCCCCCCCAUUAUAGAUACUUUUCAAGUGGAUCAUGCACUUCUUGAAAGAUGAAUUUCGGAGAGUUCUAACUCAAGCUGAUUCCGCGGCAAACCUCUUCGACUUUAUCGGUAUCAGAAGACAACAAGUCACCCACAAUGGAGCAGCUGCGGCGGAAACGGGUGUCGUUGGCCUUGAUGCACGCGAGUAGAGCUAGAAUAUCGACGUCUAUGAGCUCCUCGUGUUCCGAUUGCGCACGUGGAAGCAGUUUUCGAAAAACGAGUCAGCAACAAGCAGCGGCAGCUUUCGCAGUGAACAAUCAAAAUGCUGCAGCAGCUUCAUCCUCGUCAGGUGCUUUCUCAUCUACAACUACCCUUCCCUCACCACGCCCCUCGCCACUUAUCCUCUGCAUCUUAGGCCUGUGCGGCUUCUGCCAGUGGAUUCUAGCGAUAGAGGGAACUUUUAGCGCUAUUUUGCGAAGAGACAUGACCUUGAUCCAAUUUCUGUGGACUUUGAGAUACCUAUCCUUUGUGCUGUGGAUCGUGGUCUUCGUUUUCGACAUCCUCUACUUUGGCGUUCCCAGCAUACCGCAGCCUGUUUUGGCAUAUUUGAGAAAAGCGGGAUCCUUAGGUGGAAGUGGUAGAGCUGAGGACCCCACAGGAAAUCUACAACUAGGGGCUCAUGCGAUGGGAGUUCCAGAAGGUGGAGACCAAUUCCAAUUGAUGGAUCAGAUACUAGAAGAUGACAAUGUAGUCGAUCAUGCUGAGGGCACCUUCUAUGACCAUUAUGACGACACUGUCGAACGAAAAAACUCUAGCAGCUCCGCCAUGAGGAAAUCUUCGAGAUCUAGGACAAGAAGCACUCCCUCGUUGAACUGCUCUAGGAGUACGGCAAAAUUCAUGAUGCAAAAUGGAAAUGGAGAGGAUCAUGGAGAUGAGGAGGAUGAUGCCUCUCUUGCAGUCAAGAAAAAGACCUCUUCAACUCCCAAGGCAGGUGUGGUUCAUCGAGAGCAGGGUCAAUUGUAUGACUCUGAUCAGCAACAUGAUCGCGUAGGGGACCAAGAUGACUACGACCAAGUUGGAGGACUAAAUGCAGCCAUUGCAAGACGCUCAUCCUCGACCUCGAAAGUCUCAGUUCCAAGGUCUAGUGGCUCAUCCCUAUGGAUGAUUGAUGAGGUAAUGAGCGACCUGAUCUCGGAGAUGCAGGACAAGCAAGACCACCUGGACCAACUGAUGAACGGCAUAGGAACAACUCAUCGCUUUCCGGAAAGGUUUCUGUAUUUUAAGCUAUGGACGACGAUGAAUUUUAAGCUAUGUACUUGUACAUUCACAUGUAGCACCAAGAACAUUUCUAAGUGAAUAAUUCGAAUUCCUAAGAUCAUGAGUCUGCUUGAGUGUACAACUUUGACAAUUGGUGUUCUGCUCGAGCUCACUGUCAACACUCAUCUCGAAGUACUUAAAAAUAAAAACCAAAAUCAUCCACUUCCACGUCCACUUCCACAGCUUCCAGAUCACGUCUGUCUUCUAUCUCCACUCCUCUAACAUCCGACCUGGAGCGUUGCAAAACCACUGCCCAAUACGCGCAUGUGCUUGCGGCAGUCACUGUUUUCGUAUUCGCACUUGGAGCGACGUACUUUGUUUACUGCAUUGAUCCAAGGAGAUUGACUGGGAAGACCAUUCAUUGUGCCAUGAUCGCAAGUGCUGUUACAUGGGUGUUGGUUCUUUUGCUGGUUUACUUUCGCAAAGACCACAUACGAAUAUUGCCGAAAGAUGUUUGAGUUUGACGUCAACAUUACUGUGUUCCUGCUGACAUUUAUUACUUACACGACACAUAUACAUAGCGACUAUGACUAAAUAAAAGAGUAAGAUGAAACCAUGUAGUUGUAUUGCAAAAAAUGUACAACGACCUGUGAAGAUGAAGUGGACCUUUGUUUUGUUUGGACGCUUUUGCAGGUCAACGUAAGAAUAACCGACUUCUUUCAACUUUGUAUGUUUCCAAAAACGAACACAACGGGUAACGUAAUACGCAAUUCUUCCUGAUCUGUGGACUCAGUCGUACAUCUAUAAUAGAACGCUGAAUCCUAAAAAAAUAUACUGCUCUUUUGCCUCUGACCUGCCUGAUUGAGGUAACUAAGACCGCAGAAAUGACGAUGUGACGGGUUGCAAGAC